Molecule: messenger RNA, 783 nt
Organism: Pseudocercospora fijiensis CIRAD86
Lineage: Eukaryota; Fungi; Ascomycota; Dothideomycetes; Mycosphaerellales; Mycosphaerellaceae
Exons: 1
Coding region: 489-686 (65 amino acids)
Source: RefSeq, a predicted model, not a curated record
CGUAUCUCCAUUUUCGCUUCCCUUGCUCAUAUGAAGGUCUUCGCUCUUGACUGCUUGCCCGUGAACUGCUGCCCGCCGUCACGCUCUCAGUUUCAUUGAUCCGAGCCAGUCCGCCAGCGGUACCAGUUGAACUACCAGCAUUUUCAAUCAUCCGUCCACUCCAUUCUGCUCGCGUUCCUGCCUCGAAGAAACCAGAGCACUGGCUCAAAAUCAACCUGUGCAAAAGGUAUCUCUGCUCUUUCCGCCCGCUUUCGUUUCCAAUGAUGAUCUCGACGUCUCCAGUAUGCGAGAAGAAGGGGAACUCGUUCUGCGCGACAUGACUCGAUCCUCCAUGAUGACUUCGGGCAUGUCGCGAGCUGUGUCUGCGUGUAUGCGAGCGUCCGGAAUUCACUGAUGCUGCGCGAGGAGCACGAGCAUACACUGGCGCUGUAGCUGCCAGUGGCGGCAGGCCCAGGUCUGAAUACGGCGGAGGAUGGUGCGAUACCAUCAUGGGUUCUCGUGUCGGCUGCCUCAAGUCUCGUUCGUAUGCGCAACCCUGCGCUCGUGUCUGGUUCUGUUCACUGAUGGCUGCAUCACCAGCUUCCUUCUUUCGCGUUCUUAUGGCCGUCUAUACGUUGCAAAUGGGGCUCAGUCUUGCGCGAUCGCGUCCGCCACUGCUUCUGGCGCGUUGGUGCAGCUUCUGUUGACCAGCUAUCCUCCUACCACUGUAUGUAUGUACUGUAGCACCAACCUGUGCAAAAGAAGAGAUCUGCGAGGCUACGGUCAACGCUCAGCUGGACAGUG